AUGCUCUCUCGAACCGCUCGUCCUGCCCUCCAGGCCGGCAGUGCUAUUCUUGCACGAAGGAAUGCACCCGCCAAUGCCGCCAACUUUGCGACACUCCGUGAAAUAGAGGGUCGGUUGAAGUCCAUCAAGAACAUCGAGAAGAUCACCAACACGAUGAAGAUCGUUGCCUCCACCCGUCUCAACAAGGCCCAGAAAGCCAUGAGUGAUUCGCGCAGCUACGGCCAAACCUCGAACGCCGUGUUCGAGAACGCCGAAACCAAACCCCUUGAGAAUAAGAAGACUUUGUAUGUUGUCGCUAGUUCAGAUAAGGGUCUCUGUGGAGGAAUUCACUCUGGCCUGAGCAAGGCUACAAGAAGGAUGGUGCUUGAACAACCUGAUGCCGAUAUUGUUGUCCUCGGAGAAAAGGCCAAGGCGCAACUCAGCAGAACCAAUGAGAAGAAUCUCGUGCUGAGCUUCGCAAAUGUCGGAAAGGAUAUCCCAACGUUCGCCGAUGCUCAAGCCAUUGCGGACCAAAUCGCCCAGCUCCCAACCGAUUAUGCCAGUAUCAAGAUUAUCUACAACAAGUUCAUCAACGCUCAGAGCUACGAGCCUGUUUUUAUCGAAGCUUACUCGGAAGAGGCCAUCACGCAAUCUCCAAACAUAUCUGCCUUCGAAAUCGAUGACGAAGCUCUUGCCAACCUCCGCGAAUAUGCUCUCGCCAACAGUUUGUUCUGGGCUCUGGCCGAAGGUCAUGCCUGUGAAAUCUCCGCUCGUCGCAAUGCUAUGGACAAUGCAUCCAAGAAUGCUGGUGACAUGAUCCAACGAUUCCAGAUCCUGUACAACAGACAGCGUCAAGCCGCCAUUACCGGCGAACUGGUUGAGAUUAUCACCGGUGCCACCGCCAGUGAGGACAUGUAA
Messenger RNA from Paracoccidioides brasiliensis Pb18, 897 nucleotides. Its product is annotated as ATP synthase F1, gamma subunit. Gene Ontology annotation, biological process: proton motive force-driven ATP synthesis. Bases 1 to 897 code for a protein of 298 amino acids. The record is from RefSeq and is a predicted model, not a curated record. Gene Ontology annotation, molecular function: proton-transporting ATP synthase activity, rotational mechanism. The transcript is spliced from 6 exons.